CCACAUGCUCUCUCUCCUCCUCUUUUCCAGCAUCCUCGUUUGGUAGGUAGAUGGAGAAACUGACCUGCUGUGAUGGAGAUGACACGACAAUUAGCUGCUCAUAUUUGACGCUCGGAAUCUCAUGCAGCGGCAGCAGCAGCAGCAGUUGUGAUGGCCUCACAGGUACCGGCUUGCUUGGAGGCCACGACGGCAAGGUGGCGGCAGACGUGGCCUCGCCUGGGAGACGUUUAUAUAAGGCAUCGGCUAUCCCCUCGAGUGCCGGAGGCACGGCUGCAGGGGAGCCCGUCUUGGCUGCGCCAGUAGUACCGACAGCCCAUGCUUUUGGGAGCCAGGGAAUGGGGAAGGCGUGCGUCAAGUACCGAGGAGUGAGGCAGCGGCCCUGGGGGAAGUUCGCGGCGGAGAUAAGGGACUCAACUCGGCACGGCGCCAGACUGUGGCUGGGCACAUUCGAUACGGCGGUGGACGCCGCGCUCGCGUAUGACCGCGCAGCCUUCGCUAUCCGGGGCUCCAAGGCUCAACUCAACUUUCCGAUGCUUUUCCACGGCGGCAGACCGCUUAAAUGGGUGGCGCCUCCUACUCCAUCUGCGGUGAUGGGGGAACGGAAGCGCCGGAUGGCGACGAUGAUGAGGAGUCAUGAGGGAAUGAAAGAGAAGGCUUCUGCGCCACCGCGGGCAUCUUAUGACGCAACCGGAGGCUGGAUGCAGUUUUGCAAGGGGAAAAGGAACGAGUAGAACGGUGGCCUAGCUCUUUUGUGGGGGCGUCGUCCUCGCUUCCUUCGUCCACGACCUUAGUCAGUCGUAUCUUUUCGUUUCCUUUGGAAGCCCAUGGCGUUCGUACGCGCUCAUUUUUCUCGUCUCUCUUCCUCAUGAUUGCCUCUGUAUGCUUUCGGAUCACUUUCGUUGAGAUGACUGACAUUGGUCGGAUCAUUUUUCCUCCGA
Nymphaea colorata (pocket water lily) is the source of this 938-nucleotide messenger RNA. RefSeq names its product ethylene-responsive transcription factor 1-like. The transcript has a single exon. The record is from RefSeq and is a predicted model, not a curated record. NCBI's taxonomy places the organism in Eukaryota, Viridiplantae, Streptophyta, Magnoliopsida, Nymphaeales, Nymphaeaceae. Gene Ontology annotation, molecular function: DNA binding; DNA-binding transcription factor activity. Gene Ontology annotation, biological process: ethylene-activated signaling pathway; regulation of DNA-templated transcription. Bases 51 to 731 code for a protein of 226 amino acids.